AUGGAUUCUGUCGAGAAUACUAGCGGAGUUCCUCAUAAUGUUGAUGAUAGCGAUGAUAUCAUGUUAAAAAUUCUAUAUAAACAACCUCUGGAAUCUCUAGCAAGAUUCAAGUGCGUUUCCAAAUUAUGGAAAAGAAGAAUCGAAGAAUUCUGCAUCCCCAAGAUCUUAAAAGCACAUGAACAUGUCCAACUCCAAGUGAAAAGCCUUAGGAGACGUACCAUGCAGCACCACGUUCACUAUAUUGACAACAGGCAAGUUCUAUAUAAAAAUUGUUCUUCUAUGUUGCAGGAAGAUAUUUUCCCACGUAACUUGGCAGAUUGCUGCAAUGGUUUGUUACUUCUACGUACUAUGUAUAAUUAUGUAGUAUGCAAUCCAGUGACCAAGCAGUACGCUCUAAUCCCUAGUGAUCCUCAGGAAUGGGGAAUAUAUGAUCUGAUAAAUGCUGCGUUGGCUUUUGAUCCUUGUAUAUCUCCUCACUUCAGAAUUCUUUCAUUCCAAAAUCCGAAUCACUUGCUGGUAUUCUCCUCCAAGUCUUGGAAGUGGAAGCCUCUGAAGUUGAAGUUUACAUAUUAUUCCACCACUAUAAAAUCCGUUUACUUCAAUCAAGCAAUUUACAAGUUAUAUAAAGAACUUAUGGUGAAGUUCUUGAUUGAUGAUGAUGAUGAAAGCGAUCGUGUUCGAAUCAUAAAACUUCCUACUACGUAUAACCUAGAAGUUAAACGUUGCUAUGGAGUGAGUGAUGGAAGUCUUUACUAUGCUAACGUGGGCUAUCCUGACAGGACCCUGGAAAUUUGGACGCUUAAUGGCGACAUUGGUGAUGAACAAUGUGAAUGGAUGUUAAAGCAUAGAAUUUCUUGUCAAACAAUUGGAGGAGAUGCAAGUUUAUAUUCUUUUCAUCCUUGUGCUUUUCAUCCAUUUUCUGACAAUGUGAUUUUUCUUGGUUGUAAUGGGAUUGGGAAAUAUCCUAACAUCUACUGCUAUGACUUCACCAAGAAAACCCUGGAGCCGCAUCGCAAGCUAUUUUCCAUUGAAGAAGAAGAAGAUUUCGGAGAGUAUUUAUUCUAUCCACUUGUCUAUCGCAUUAACUAUUUUGAGUCGCUUAACAGGAAAUCAAGCCCAGAGCCAAGUUUCAAAUCUUAA
Ricinus communis (castor bean) is the source of this 1140-nucleotide messenger RNA. Its product is annotated as putative F-box protein At1g60370. The record is from RefSeq and is a predicted model, not a curated record. The coding region runs from base 1 to 1140 and encodes 379 amino acids. Lineage: Eukaryota; Viridiplantae; Streptophyta; Magnoliopsida; Malpighiales; Euphorbiaceae. Gene Ontology annotation, molecular function: protein binding. The transcript has a single exon.